CGAUAUUGCUCUCCCGCUGUCGCCCGCGCACCCGAAUCCAAGUUAGACAAAUCCGCGACCAUGUCCCUCCUCAGAGCAGGUGGCUCUGCCUGCCUUCGGGCAAGCAGAAUUGCUGUGCCCAUCAAUGCGCGUUUCAUCUCCACGCAAAACCGUUCUGGUGACCCCGGUGUCAAAACCAGCCCAGCAGACGCACCUUCCACACCCGUUUCAGACAGCUCCUUGGUUCGCAAGGAGACGCCAUCUGAAGCAAUGGCUCGUCAUCAGCCCGAUUAUGAUGCCACAAUUGACCAUGCCACCUCACAAUACUCCCCUGUGCCCAAGCGUGUCAUGGACGGUAGCGAGCCUGGCGACACUGUGGCUGCCGCGGUUCUCUCCGGAGCUCCUACAGACCUUCAAGCUCGAACUGUUAGGAUUUACAAGCCUUCGAAGCCUGCAACGCAGUCCGGUACCUGGCACGGCCAUCACUGGAGAAUGGACUGGGACAUUCUGCAGAGAGGUCACCGUUGGGAGAACCCUCUGAUGGGUUGGCAGUCUUCCGCCGAUUUUAUGCAGGGUACUCACCUGAACUUCAAGUCCAAGGAAGAUGCCAUCUUGUUCGCGCAGAAGCAGGGAUACGAGUACUUCGUUCAGGAACCCAACGAGCGCCGCUUCGUCCCUAAGGCAUAUGCAAACAACUUCGUUCACGAACCAAAGAAGCUUAAGCACAUCAGAACCAAGUGAUUGUGUUAUUCGAGUGUACUAUGUAUAUACUGCAAGGUUCUGGUCUUUGAAAGGUUGAUUCCAUAGGUUAAAUGGAUUUCAGUGCGUUCUCAGAUGUCUUUCACGAAACGUGGCGUACUGCUAGAAGAUACUGCUAGAACUGCAUUUACGGAUACGACGCUCUGCCGACAACUUGGCGAACCGUGCUCCUCGCUUUUCUUUUCAAUCCUGAACUUCAACCUGCAAUUCCCAAUCUGAGAGUCUUCUGCGGAGGACACGUGUGAGGAAUUGACAAUCUCAAUCCCUUCAGCAACAGCCCUUUCACUGAGGAUGUCUUGAGCGACCUUCAAGCAGCUUUACUAAAGUCUGGCUUGUAUGAUGGUCUGGAUGAGGCCUGCCAAGUCCGCGUGGAGAACUACGUGUAUUGUAUGAUCAUAGCAU
Messenger RNA from Aspergillus novofumigatus IBT 16806, 1140 nucleotides. RefSeq names its product ETC complex I subunit. The transcript is spliced from 3 exons. Gene Ontology annotation, biological process: electron transport chain. The coding region runs from base 61 to 720 and encodes 219 amino acids. The record is from RefSeq and is a predicted model, not a curated record. NCBI's taxonomy places the organism in Eukaryota, Fungi, Ascomycota, Eurotiomycetes, Eurotiales, Aspergillaceae.